ACAACGAGACCCAUCGCCGCGCCGCCCAGCUUUGCCCUAAGCCCGUUAUUUUCGCGCUCCCUCAGGUCCUCCUACUGUCUCCCUCUCUCUCUCUACAGGGUACAGGGAGGGAGAGUAUCAGAAGACCUAUAUAACUCGUUCUUUAUCAUCAUCUCCCUCCCCUUCUUCUCCUUUCAGGUGAAGCGAAGCUUCCCGUGCCUUUCCUCUUCGACCUUUCUCUUUUUAGCUCAUACUAUAUGGGUGAGGAGGCUCCGUUCUAGCGGCAAUGACACUCCCCCUCCAGAGGAUAUUUGCUAUGAGCAGCUGCUUAAGUGCUCGUUGCUACGUCGUUUCUCGACUACUCCCAAUGGAGCGAUUUCAAGCUUUGCGAUGCCCAUUUGGUAGCGUCUUCGUUUAUUCGUCAUGGAAGGAAGAUACGGGCAGGAAUGUUAUUAGACUUAAGUUACGGAAGCCGGUGGAGAAAAACAGUAAUAUUGUGGUUCCUGUAACUGCGGUUUCUUCUUCUAGAUCGCUUUUAGCUGAUGUCAAUUCCCAAAAAGACUCAUUAGGAUGCUUAGUACAAGGGUCACAAAGUUUGCAAAGAAAAGGAGCUCCAAGGAAAAUAAAUUCUUUGGUGGUCUCAUCGUCAUGCAUUCUGAACAGUCCAAGUACGUUGAAGCAUAGCAAAUUUAGUUCCAAGGCAGUUGGUUCUUCUGUAGCACAAAACAAUCACAUAGAUGAAAAUGGUAUAAUUCAUGAAGCUGCUAUAACACCAGAAUCUACAGCUGAAGGCAGUUCUCAAGUUGGCAAAAGGAAAAAAAAUCUUUCUCACAGUAAGAAAACAAAGUCCUCAUUAGUUGGUGAGGGAACUGCAUCGAAGGAGACUUCACAUCAGAAGAAGCACACAGACAAAAAAUCUAAUGGUAAAAUUGCUCCACAGCAGUCUGAGGUUGUCCCAAAGGCUGAUAGCCAUUACAAUGGUGUGAAAAAAAGGAAAUCAACAGCUGCUUCAAAGAAGAAGAAACCUGAAAUUGAUGCAUCACAUGGUAAAGGUGCUGGGAAAGAUGCUGUUGUUGCUGUAAAAAGUAAUGACCGGAAAGAGAUUGAAUCUGAAGAUGAUCCUCAGAUUCAUCAACCAGUGGAAAAAUUGGAAGCCUCUAAAUCAAAGAAGCCUUCCAAGAAAUCAGCAGCCAAGAGUGCACAAAGUAACCCAUCACAAGCAGGAAAAACGUGCCCUGUGAUUUCACCAGUUCUAAGUGAAACUGAGAAUUCCCAGCAACAUCUGGGCCCGCUGUAUCCUCCUCUUGGAAAAACUGUUGUUAUAGUCGAAUCCAUUACAAAAGCCAAGACUAUUCAAAAUUAUCUGGGAGACAUGUUUCAAGUUUUACCAAGUUAUGGCCAUGUUCGAAAUUUAGCUGCCAGGUCAGGAUCAGUUCGCCCUGAUGAUGACUUCAGUAUGGUUUGGGAGGUUCCUUCAACUGCAUGGACUCAUCUGACAAGUAUCAAGGUAGCACUUAAUCGUGCAGUGAAUCUUAUCCUUGCAACGGAUCCUGAUCGUGAAGGAGAGGCAAUUGCUUGGCAUAUUGCUGAAAUGUUACGCCAGCAGGGUUCAUUACAUGAAAACAUUAGAGUUGCUAGAGUUGUCUUUCAUGAGAUAACCGAGUCAGCCAUUAAAGCUGCACUGCAGGCUCCCCGAGAUAUAAGCAUGAACUUGGUUAAUGCUUAUCUUGCACGUUCUGCUCUUGAUUAUCUGAUUGGUUUCAAUGUUUCACCUAUUCUAUGGAGGAAGUUACCUGGAUGCCAAUCAGCUGGUAGAGUUCAGUCUGCUGCUUUGGCUCUUGUCUGUGACAGGGAAAGAGAAAUCGAGCAAUUUAAAGCUCAAGAGUACUGGACGGUUGAAGCUGAGUCAUCUUCCAUUGAAGUACCUUCCUUGAGCAAAGCCACUUGUCUAAAGGCACGCUUGACCCACUUCAAUUCAAAAAAGCUCGAGAAGUUCUCUAUUACUUCUCAAGAAGAGGCGGAUAGCAUCGUGCAGAAUGUUUCUGCUUCUAACUUCAGAGUUGAAGGUGUUAAUUUCAGUAAAAUGCAUAAAAAUCCUCUUCCACCAUAUAUUACAUCUACGCUUCAGCAGGAUGCUGCAAACAGGCUGUCAUUUUCUGCAGCAUACACAAUGAAGCUGGCCCAAAAGCUUUAUGAGGGAGUGAAGUUAUUGAAUGAUGAAGCAACUGGUCUGAUAACAUAUAUCCGUACUGAUAGCUUUCAUGUUUCUGAUGAAGCUGCAAAAUCCAUCCUUGAAUUUGUUUCUGAAAGAUAUGGGAAGGGUUUUGCUUCAACGUGCAUUCGAAAAUUUCUGAAGAAGGUGAAAAAUGCUCAAGAGGCUCAUGAAGCUAUAAGACCAACUGAAAUACAGCGUUUACCAUCUGCCUUGUCUGGUGUGCUUGAUGAAGAUUCUUUGAAGCUUUAUACACUUAUAUGGUGCCGCACCAUGGCAUGCCAGAUGGAACCUGCUAUCUAUUUGAAGGUGCAAGUUGAUUUUUUGGACCCAGGAGAAAGCCUGAGACUUCGUUCAACUGAUUCUAAAAUUGAUUUCCUUGGAAGUCAGGCUGUUUACAAGGAUGAAGAAGCUACUGUUCUUGGUCAAGCUGAUGAACAUGAUGUUGAUGGAGGGGAUGCUUUUCACUUGCUUUCUAUUUUUAAGCCUGGAGAACAAGUAACUUUUGCUAAGGUGGAGCCAAAGCAGCACUCCACAGAGCCCCCGCCACGGUAUUCGGAGGGGACACUGGUUAGGAAGUUGGAAGAACUUGGGAUUGGAAGACCAUCAACUUAUGCUACCAUAUUGAAAAUAUUGCAGGAAAGAAACUACAUCACAGUGAAGACCCAGCGGGUGUUUCCAGAAUUUCGUGGCCGCAUGGUUUCUGCAUUUCUUUCACAUUACUUCUCAGAGGUGACAGAGUAUGGCUUCACAUCUGACAUGGAAAAUGAGUUGGACAAUGUUUCUGCGGGUAUGACUGAAUGGAAGAGUCUUUUGAACAAUUACUGGACACGGUUUAGCAAGUACUGUGACCAUGUGACCAAAGUUGAUAUUCGACAGGUGGAACAGAUGUUGGGAGAGACUUUUAAGGAUCAAUUAUUCUCUUCUCUACUUAUUAAACACAGAACUUGUCCUAGUUGUCUAGUUGGGAGCUUGAUCUUUAAAGUCAGCAGACAUGGUUCCGGAUACUUCAUUGGUUGCGAUCAACAUCCAAAAUGCUCGUACAUUGCUAAAACAGUUAUUGGUGAUGAAGAUGAUGAUGUGGUUGAUAAACCAGACUCGUGCUUCCAACCAAAGUUAAUAGGUUUGCACCCAACCUCUAAUGAAAAGAUUUUGUUGAAAAAUGGACCAUAUGGGUUUUAUAUCCAACUCGGUGAGGAUAGAAAAGGCUAUUCACCAAAAAGAGCUAGCCUUGCGCAGGUUAAGGAUGUGGAAUCCAUUGGCUUAGAUGAUGCUCUGAAGCUUCUGCAGUACCCUAAGAUUCUGGGUAAUCAUCCUGAAGAUAAGAAGCCAAUCAUAUUAAAAAUCUCUAAAUAUGGAUUUUCUGUUAGACAUAGACGCACUUGUGCUCCUGUGCCAAAGAAUGUAGACCCAGAGCGCAUCACAAUUGAAAUGGCAUUGAAGUUUUUGACCGGCAGGUUUGCCAAACAAAUUGGUCGACCUAAAACCAAAAACUUGGUCAUGAGCGAAGCUUAAUGAAGACAUACUGUGGAAUAUCAUUUUUUUUGGAGAAUAGAGCACCGAUUCUUUUGUAACAUUUAGUCCAUUAGAAGAGAAAUCGGAGGAAUGAAUUCCAUUUAGUUCAUGUAAAUAAUCUGUUGAAAUUUUGUAACAGCUGUUGUAAUCUUCUUAAAUAAAUUGCAAUAGAUGAUGGAAAUAAGGUCCUUUUUCUC
Messenger RNA from Nymphaea colorata (pocket water lily), 3903 nucleotides. RefSeq lists its product as uncharacterized. Gene Ontology annotation, cellular component: chromosome. The record is from RefSeq and is a predicted model, not a curated record. The coding region runs from base 266 to 3706 and encodes 1146 amino acids. Gene Ontology annotation, biological process: DNA topological change. Gene Ontology annotation, molecular function: DNA binding; DNA topoisomerase type I (single strand cut, ATP-independent) activity. The transcript is spliced from 21 exons. NCBI's taxonomy places the organism in Eukaryota, Viridiplantae, Streptophyta, Magnoliopsida, Nymphaeales, Nymphaeaceae.